CCCCAAAUCGAGGAGGGGGGUGGGGGGCGCGAUCCGAGCUCGUUUGCCCGCCCGAGUGACCGCGUGUCCUUUGGUUCCUCGCAGGGACUUCCUCCCCCGCGGCUCCGGCAUCGUCACCCGGCGGCCUCUCAUCCUGCAGCUCAUCUUCUCCAAGACAGAAUAUGCUGAGUUUUUGCACUGCAAAUCCAAAAAGUUCACGGACUUCGACGAGGUGCGGCAGGAGAUCGAAGCGGAGACCGACCGGGUGACGGGCACCAACAAAGGCAUCUCCCCCAUCCCCAUCAACCUCCGCGUCUACUCGCCGCACGUGCUGAACCUGACGCUGAUCGACCUGCCGGGGAUCACCAAGGUGCCGGUGGGGGACCAGCCGCAGGACAUCGAGUACCAGAUCAAGGACAUGAUCCUGCAGUUCAUCAGCAGGGAGAGCAGCCUGAUCCUCGCCGUCACGCCCGCCAACAUGGACCUGGCCAACUCGGACGCGCUCAAGAUGGCCAAAGAAGUGGAUCCCCAAGGCUUGCGGACGAUCGGGGUGAUCACCAAGCUGGACCUGAUGGAUGAAGGCACGGACGCCAGGGACGUGCUGGAGAACAAGCUGCUCCCUCUGCGACGGGGCUACAUCGGCGUCGUCAACCGCAGCCAGAAGGACAUCGAUGGCAAGAAGGACAUCCGGGCGGCGCUGGCGGCCGAGCGCAAGUUCUUCCUCUCCCACCCCGCCUACCGCCACAUGGCCGACCGCAUGGGCACCCCCCACCUGCAGAAGGUCCUCAACCAGGUGGGGAGGGGGCUUCCCCCCACCCUCAACGGGGGCUGGGGGGGCUCCCGCACGCAGGAGCUGCGGUUCCCUUCCCUCUGCGGUUCCCUUCCCUCUGCGGUUCCCUUCCCUCUGCGGUUCCCUUCCCGUGUGCGGGAGCUGCGGUUCCGCUUUGGGGAGCAGGGAGGAGGUGGAG
Molecule: messenger RNA, 947 nt
Organism: Oxyura jamaicensis (ruddy duck)
Lineage: Eukaryota; Metazoa; Chordata; Aves; Anseriformes; Anatidae
Product: dynamin-2-like
Exons: 5
Cellular component (GO): microtubule; membrane; cytoplasm
Molecular function (GO): GTP binding; GTPase activity; microtubule binding
Source: RefSeq, a predicted model, not a curated record